UUCAGAACCUGCACGAUCCGCAGGAACAAGAACAUAGCCGCGGUAGGAUGCCGAGUUAGAACUCAGAUGAGUGAAUUCGGUCCUUUGCCCCUCCUGCCUGCUCUCCCACCCUUCUGCCCCGUCACUCGCGGACUGACAGCGAGAGGAGGCUUUUCCGUACAAAUUCUCAAGCCCGAGCCGUGAAAGGAGCACUCGAGUCGGGGAAGGGAAGAGCGCUCAUCUGCCGCAAUGGGGCUGUCCUCCUCCAGCCUUCUGGACGAGAGCAAAUCCAGCCACAUCAGAGACCAGGCAGAUGAGGAGCUGCGGAACUUCAGCCCUCACUACAAGCGGCAGUAUUCAGUGGCCUUCUUCUCCCAGCUCUACGAUGAGGUGGAACAACACAAUGCAAGCCAAACGCAACUCCUCCAGCAGAGGGACCAUCUCAAAAUCGGUGAGAUCCUCUAUGGUGAGAACAUCAUGCACUUGGAUGACACCAGGAAGUGGAAGGAGAGGUUUGUGGUGGUUCGAGCAGAUUACAGCUUGGAGUGCCACGACAGCUAUGAGUCAUUCACGAAAGGACUGCCAUCACGACAGAGAGUGCUUCCAACAGGGGGCAUUGUGCUAACAUCGGAGGAGAAGUACAUGGAGGCGGUUGACAGGUGCUUUCCACGGCCCAAUGGUGUGAAGGAGAAAUCUGCUCCACCCAUGGUGGUCAUGCCGGGAGAGUUCCCCGUCUACGUGAGCUUGCCGUACCGUAGAGACUCCUACUUCUGCUUCCACAGGGAGGAGUACCGUUCCACUUUCAUCUCCGUCCUGAUGGACUGCAUCCGACACCAGAACCAUGACUUUGAGAAGAAAGCGACCCCUGAUGUGCAGGCCUUCCUCAAGGCAGUGCAGUUCUACCGAGAAGAGAAGGGUCACUAUGAAUCUUGGGACAUGCUCAUUGGCAGUGAUGUUUCGGUGUUGGCCAACUUGGUAAUGGAGGAGCUUCUGCCGUCUCUGGAGACCGACCUGCUGCCUCGGCUGAAGGGGAAGGAGGCAGACAGGAGGAGGACGUGGUUUGCCACAGUGGAAGCAGCCUAUCUCCUGGUGCAGGAGCAACUGCUCAAGGGGUUCACUGCCCUGAAAGGGGAGUGCCAGGCGGUGGCCAAACAGCAAGAGACCCUCAUUCGCUCCCACAUGGACCAGAUUGUGAGUUCGCGGGCCUUCCUGGAGGGGAAGCUCAAAGCGACUGUGAUGGAGCCAGCAGUGCGGUACUGUUCAGAAAACGUGCAGCCAUUUCUAGCCUCUAUCCUGGAGGAGAUCAUGGGCCCUGUGAGCUCUGGUUUCCAAGAGGUCCGGCUACUCCUGGAGAAUCAGAUGGACCAGCUGUGCCAGGACUUCCAGGCACAGCAUAGUGCAGAGGAGCUGGAACAGGCCCUGGAGCGGCUACGUAAAGCUGACCUGCAGGGGUGUUACCAGCAUGUAGAGAGCCUCCAAGAGCCACUGCUGGUGCUCCGUGACCGCUUUAGGUUCUCCCGCAGCGACUGCCUGGUCCAAAGCGCUCAGCUCGACAUGCAGCAGCUGAUGCAAAAUGCCGUGUACACGUUUGAGCUGUUGCUCAACACAGCCCUGAAGGACCACCCUGCGGAGCCAGGCUUAGCAAUGGAGAAGGCCAAGCGUCGAGUCCUGAAGCAAUAUGACUAUGACAGCAGUACAGUAAGGAAGAGAAUCUUCCGGGAUGCCCUGGUGGACAUCACCCUCUCGGCCAUCAAAGAGAACUUGGCUCCCACAUGCAAACCAGAACUGCACACAUUUGAGCAGUACAUCUUCGCUGAUUAUGCAGAUUUCAUCCAAGUGGAAAACGUGUAUGAAGACAUUCUGCUGCAGAUCCUGGACAGUGAAAUUAACAAAGUGGUGAAGGAGGCUGCUACUCUGAAGAAGCACAACCUCUUCAUGGACAGUGCAGACCCCCACUUCAUCAGCCAGUCCAGUCUGGGCGACAGUUGGACCCCACCCAAAUCCUCGCCCGCCAGCUCAGCCAGGGCUCCCAUCGCCAACACGCUGCCUGACCACCCACCUCUGGGGAACGGCCUGUCGGACACUCCUGGGAAGGAGUCUCCUAGAAAGAGUGAGCAGGACCAGAUGGACAAGCCUGAGAUUCUGAGCUCAACUAAGUUAGUGAAAGACAUACAGACGUUAAAUGGAACUGAGGAUAUGGAAGUAGACAAGCCCAACUCAGCUCAGAUAACAAAAGUGAAGGCUGAGGACAAGCUUAGCUCCACCAGAUUUGAUAAGCAUGAGAUUAAUGUCCAAAUAUCUUCAACUGGGGCAGCGAAGGACCCCUUGGGUGACAUGCCUCAGUCGGUUAAGAUGGUGGUGAAUGAAAUACCCAGUGUGCUUCUGAAAGAAAAAAUGAAGACAGAUGACAAGCCUAGUUCAGACCAGACAGCAGAGGAGGAAAUGAAUGAAAUGUCCAGCACGGUUCAGAUUGAAGAGAUCGUGAUAGACAGCAUGUCUUGUUCAAACCAGCCAGAGGAUGUGGGCAAGACUGAUGCAGAUGAGAAGGUUACAGGACACAAGGUUAUGUUAUGUACUGCAGCUCCAGAAACACAGACAACUGUCCACGUGACAAGUCCAGCUCAUCUUGUGAAGGACAGUGUGAUGUCUCUCUGCUCAGAUACUGCUACAGACAGCACAGCAGGGGUCAGCGCACCCUUUUCUGGACAACAGAGUCUUACUGACACAGUUCACUUGGGAUCUGGCAGCGCUUCUCUCUAUCUUGACCCCGAUACUGAAACGCAGGGCAUCAUAGUCCACGCCAUAGAAGAGAGCACCAUGCCAUGUGUUGUAUUCAAAGACCCCAAAGAAGCUGUUGCCGUUCGCUGCGUCCCUUCUGUUGGCUUCACAGAGAGCGUUGCCGAUGGGAACAUUGCUGGUCCUGCAGCUGAGGGUACAAAGAGCAACACUCUUCUGAGCUCGGACCUUGCAGCACACCUUUCAGAGAGCAUAACUUUUGCCCAACAUUCCAGCUCUUCUUCUGAGGAAACAGAAAGCCAGGUCUGUCAACAGGUCGAGUCCCAUGUAGAGGCUGAGUCCAUGGAGGAAUUUACACAAAGUCUACAGUCGGUUGCGCCAAUGGAAGAGCAUAGCCCUUCUCUUCAUGUGGACAUCCUGGGCAUGGAACCAGAGAAGGUGCCCAUCUUCGACUGCGCGAAGGAGAUCCAAGACCUCCCAGUGAAAGUGAUUGAAGUGGAGGACCUGGCGCAGCAGUAUCCAGGGGAGAGCAAUGCCUAGAAGCUCUGCCAUUUCAGGCCUGCUUGGCACCCCACGAUACACCACUGGACACUAAACACUAGGACGUUAGACCUUCAUCGGGUACACUUUGCAUGUCAUCUCUCUGGAAUCUUCAGCUCGCAAAUUAUUAAGUUUGAAGAGACCUAUUGUUACACCUAUGCAUCUAUCUAUCACUGUAAUUAUUUUGUAUAGGUGCUUUGUAUGCAAGUAAUUUUCCGUAAGAGCUAUACCUUGGUUCACUGUUUAAAAAUUGUUUUUGAGCAGUAAGAAGCAAAGUACAGAAUAUUAGGUUAGUGAAAAACGGAACUUGGAGGGACACAGUACAAGUCACGAAUGAAAGUGUGUAACUAUUCUUUCUUGUAACUCCAAAUUCACAUUUGGUUGGAUAUAGCUUAAGUACAUAUAAACUCUCUUUUUAUUACUUUUUUAUUUGCAUUAAGAUUGAGAUACAUUAAAAUAAAAACAAUAUUAAAAUAACUGAAAAUAAAAAUCUAUCUUCUUCUCGAACUUCUAUAGUCCAGCUCCUCCCUCGUCCAGCCAUCCAGAGCCACUUGUAUACAGUAAAUAGACUUACCAGGCCAUUUUAUCCUGAGACAAGAGUGUGUUCACGAUAUUAUUUCUCCACAUCAUGAUCACAUGGAUAGAUUCUGGACAAAAACCAAACAAUUUAAUUGCUUUAUCACUGGUGUAUACAACUGAGUUCACUUCAGUGACAUAUUGAUAACAGCAAUAAAAUGGUUUGCAUCAGGAGUCUGGAUUUAUUUUUUCGAUCCUAAAGGGUUAUACUCAGUGUAACAGACAUUUUCAGUUAUCAGCAAGAUUUCUGUACUAAUUUCAUCUGUAUGGGCAAAGUACAAAAUGAAGCUAUAAAAGUUAUAUUAAUCAGUAACUCACCAGGUUCAUAUUUUAGUUUCACCAUUUCAAGUACCAAAAGAAGAACGAA
This is a messenger RNA of Scleropages formosus (Asian bonytongue), 4198 nucleotides long. RefSeq names its product protein Niban-like. NCBI's taxonomy places the organism in Eukaryota, Metazoa, Chordata, Actinopteri, Osteoglossiformes, Osteoglossidae. The transcript has 14 exons. The record is from RefSeq and is a predicted model, not a curated record. The coding region runs from base 229 to 3255 and encodes 1008 amino acids.